GCCACAUCACUCCCAAAGCCCAAUCAAAGCAAAAUCUCUCCCUCUUUUGUUUCGCCACCCAGAGACAAACUCCAAUAUCAGCACUGGCACAUGUAAGGGAAACUGUCCAUGUGGCAAAAUGUCUAAAUCCCCCAUUGUUGUGCCUUUGUUACCCCGGCCUCGCGAUACCACCGCGCUGUCUGUCGGCCAUAUAUAUCUGAACGUCCAAAUUUUUCCACUCUUAUACUGUGUGACUAGUUUGGACAAACAGCAAACAGUGGAAAAAUGUCUCAGUACUCAGGAAAGAUCGUGUUCUAUGAGGGAAAAUGUUUCACUGGGAGGAAGCUGGAGAUCUGCAGCGAUUGUGACAACUUCCAGGACCGCGGCUUCAUGAACAGGGUCAACUCUGUGCGCGUGGAGAGCGGCGCCUUCAUCUGCUUCGACCAUCCCGACUUCAAGGGCCAGCAGUACAUUCUGGAGCACGGAGAGUACCCCGAAUUCCAGCGCUGGAAUGCCCAUAACGAUCACAUGGGCUCCUGCAGGCCAGUCAGGAUGCAUGGAGAGCACUACAGGAUGGAGCUGUUCGAGGGAGAAAAAUUCACCGGCGAGUGUGUUGAGCUGUGCGACGACUGUCCGUUCCUGCAGGCUCGAGGCCUGACCAAGAACUGCGUCAACUCCCUCAGGGUUUAUGGAGACGGAGCCUGGGUGCUGUACGAGGAGCCCAACUACCGGGGCCGCAUGUACAUCGUGGAGAGGGGCAACUACUGCACCUUCAUGGAGUGGCAGGCGGAGAACCCCAACAUCCAGUCAGUCCGCAGGGUGGCGAACUACUUCUAAAGCACCUGGACCGUCGCAGGCAACAAUACAGCAGGGAUGAGAUCAUCCAGUGAGGAGAAACACUGCACGUUGUCAAGUAAUAAUCUCCCACUGAGUCUGUGGGGCUGUAAAAUAAUAAAAGAUGAAGAAAAUGUUUGACUUUGCUUGUUGUUUUAUUUUUGUACUGAA
Acanthopagrus latus (yellowfin seabream) is the source of this 984-nucleotide messenger RNA. RefSeq names its product crystallin, gamma N1 (gene crygn1). The record is from RefSeq and is a predicted model, not a curated record. The transcript has 4 exons. Gene Ontology annotation, biological process: lens development in camera-type eye; visual perception. Gene Ontology annotation, molecular function: structural constituent of eye lens. Bases 265 to 816 code for a protein of 183 amino acids. NCBI's taxonomy places the organism in Eukaryota, Metazoa, Chordata, Actinopteri, Spariformes, Sparidae.